This is a messenger RNA of Linum trigynum, 1469 nucleotides long. NCBI's taxonomy places the organism in Eukaryota, Viridiplantae, Streptophyta, Magnoliopsida, Malpighiales, Linaceae. The record is from the annotation of a GenBank genome assembly.
ACUUACAUCCUCCAAAAAAAAUUCAUUAAUCGCUCCUCUUUCCAGCUUAUUAGUUCGUUGGCAAACCACUCUGAAUAACCAUUUUUGGCUGCCCCUGUUUUUCCUGACUCUACAUGUUUGUCUCUAUUUUCCAGGUCGAGUUUUGGUUCGCCCAUGUCGUAUGGCAAUUCAGCCCUCCUCUGUAGUUAGAUAACCCAUGAGACAAUUGUAAGGCUAGGAAGAGAGGAAAAGAACACACGGGAAAGAAUGUUGGAAUACAUCUCCUUCACCUUCAUCUCCACCUCCAUCCUCUUCUUCUUCCUCCUCAAAUCCCGUCCGGCAAACAAAAACCCAUAUCCAGGAUCCUACCCUGUAAUCGGAAACAUCAACAGCUUCCUCCGGAACUUCCACCGGUUCCACGACUGGGUCACGGAGAUGCUCCACCGCACGCCGUCGGCGUCGGUUCAAGUCAACUCCUUACUCAACAUCUCCACCGGUGUCUGCACUUCGAAUCCAGACAACAUCCAGCACAUGCUGACUUCCCCAAACGUCUUCAGCUACAUCAAGGGCUCCCGCUUCCACGCUGUCCUCCACGACCUCCUCGGCGACGGCAUCUUCAACGCCGACGGCCAGAUCUGGGCCGUCCAGCGCAAAAUCGCCAGCAACGAGUUCUCCACCAGGUCGCUAAAACUGUUUGUGUCGGAAGUGGUGGACUCGGAGAUCUCCGAAAACUUGCUUCCCUUUCUGUCCGAAGCAGAGGAGGAAAACAGGGGUUUCGAUCUUCAGCAGGUGUUGAAUAAAUUCGCUUUCAGAAGCAUUUGCAGAGUUGGGUUCGGUGUGGAUCCUGAAUUGUUUGUCCAGGAUCUCGAUUUCAUGAAAGCAUUCGACUACGCGGUGGAGACUUGCUUCUCGAGGUUCACCUCCCCUGUUCCUCUGUUUUGGAAGCUCAAGAGGUUUCUCAAUCUCGGGUCGGAGAGGCGGUUCAAAGAGUCGGUCAACACGAUCAACGAUUUUUCUCAGUCAUUGAAUUGAAUCAAAAGAAAUCGAAAGCCAGAACCAUCAAGAUCUGCUGGCGAGAUUCAUGGUUUGGAGCUCGUCAAUGGAGUUCGAAGGCGAAAAACAGAGGCACAACGAACUAAUAAGCUGGAAAGAGGAGCGAUUAAUGAAUUUUUUUGGGGAGGAUGUAAGUUUAUUUUUAUUAUUAUUUUUAAUAGUUGUAAAAUGAGGUGGAAAUUGUAAAUAUUUAAAUUUAAUUUUUUUAUUAUUUUUUUAUUGGCCACGUCACUCAUUUAACGGUCAACUAUAAUAGUUGACUGCCACAUCAGCGAAAACUAACGGAGACUAACGGAGAGUGACCAAACUUGAACUAUUGAACUAAUCUUAGUGACCAUGAAUGGAAUUAAAUAUUUUCAGUGACCAAACAUGAACUGUUUUAGUAAACCCAGUGACCAUCCUUGCAAUUAACCCUAGAAUAAAGUUACUGAUAAUAA